Molecule: messenger RNA, 1179 nt
Organism: Fusarium coffeatum
Lineage: Eukaryota; Fungi; Ascomycota; Sordariomycetes; Hypocreales; Nectriaceae
Exons: 1
Coding region: 1-1179 (392 amino acids)
Source: RefSeq, a predicted model, not a curated record
AUGGGCAUCCGUUCAUGGUUCAAAUCCCGUUCGCUCUUGAAUUCCGGUCAAACCCAUGAAAGUAGGCCACCACCUCCAUAUGACUCAACACCAACCCAUUUCAAAGCUCAAGGGCAUACCCAAUCCUGUCAGGUUUACAGCGAAUGGGAGGAAUCAGGCGAGGCUUCCACCAACUAUAGCUAUGAAGUCUGGGUAUUGCCUGAGAGUUGUCUGAGUAGGCUAGCUUGCGAUGCUCAGAUAAGAUGUCUGGAACAUUGGUCUGAACUUCAGAUGAUUCAUGGAUCCGAAGUCAAAGUUCGGUGUAUCCUUCACGAUCGACCGAGCGACAGUCAAGACACAAAGCUUGGUGUUUAUAAGGACAUGAUGUAUGCAAAAAGCCUGAACAAGAUCUACGACUCUUGGAAUAGGAGAGGUUUUGUGCAUACUGCUUUCACACAGCGCAACUUUCUUGCAACAAUCGACGACGAGAUCGAUAAGAUCAUCAAAUUUUCACGACAGAACCCCGACGCACAAAUCGGUAAGGUAAAGGAUGAACUAUCCCCCUUCCUAGUAGCCACCAUUGCGAAAUCUCAAGAAGGCUGGUCACUCGGGGAGUUUUUGAAACGGAAGGAUGAGAUUUUCGACAAAAGAUCUUUACUCCCAUACUCGAAGUCUGUGGCGCUCGCCGCACAAUUCAAAUUACAGUCUGUAUCUGCUUUUCAAGCAAGUAAUGAACAGACAUCACAGGCAUUUUACACGGUGAACUUUCUCCCUGACAUGAUUGCCAACGUUACCUACGAUGCUAUCAGAGGGUUCUUUGCUCCCGCAGAGCAGGCAUUGAAAAAGAAAGUGAAGAUUGGGGAUCAGAAGGGCCGGUCAGACUCUUACUGCCUGAAGCUUAUAUCGUUUGGUAGCGGUAAUACAGCAGAAGGUGGUGCACAAUGGCAGCAAUGGGAUGAUGCCUACCAUGGGGAUGAAGACAGAACAGACCACACCUUCAUCAAUGCAAAAAGGAUUCUCGUCGACGGUCCCGGACCUAUGCUUGGUAAACGAGUUAUCUUGGGUGCAGCAGUGUCGCAUUUGGACCGCACCUCGAGCAAGAAGAGAACUGAUCCUGGUCUGUAUGGUGAUGGAACUGAUUUGGACAUUGAAGAAUGGAGGAAGUGUCCGGCUUGCGAAAGAUUCCAAGCCGUUCGGUGA